Ylistrum balloti is the source of this 2856-nucleotide messenger RNA. Its product is annotated as atrial natriuretic peptide-converting enzyme-like. The coding region runs from base 1 to 2856 and encodes 951 amino acids. The record is from RefSeq and is a predicted model, not a curated record. Gene Ontology annotation, cellular component: membrane. Gene Ontology annotation, biological process: proteolysis. The transcript is spliced from 20 exons. Lineage: Eukaryota; Metazoa; Mollusca; Bivalvia; Pectinida; Pectinidae. Gene Ontology annotation, molecular function: serine-type endopeptidase activity; protein binding.
AUGUGUGAAUGUGAUCAAGACACCCACAAUCUCUAUCUGGUCGGUCAUCAGGACUGCGUCACUCUGGCUUGCUAUGACAACCCGUUGUUCCACGAGGAGGACUCUCGAUACCCACAGGACGACCUGGUACGUCAUGGUAUGGGCUCCACGGGAGGCAACGGCACCCCAGGGGAGAAGGGGUCGCGUGCAAAGGACUACCACGUGACCACUGAACUACCUCCAUCUGACGUCCAUUUUAAAAAGUCGUACCCCUUCCGGCAGCGGUCAGUGGUAAAAGUUGUGACUAUCGUUGUCAUAGUGAUAUUGGUGGCACUCCUGAUUGGACUACUUGUACACUUUCUAGGUUCCCGAUCAGGAACAAAAGAAGAAGUUCCAUAUCAACCAACUAAUGUGCUCUUCCUGUCUUCGACGUUUAGGGGAAGCAUGCGGGUAAUCGAGGGGCCAUUUUCUAUAUAUAAGCCUGAUUAUAGUAACACGGACUCGGAAGCGUACGUCUUGUUUUCUGACGCUUUUUUAUAUAAAAUGAAAUUAGUUUUUCAAAGCAGUAUAUACAGAUUAGAUUAUAAUCGUACGGAGAUAGAAUCCAUCACGUCUGGUAGUGUCAUUGUGAGUUUCACCCUCCAUUUCAUACCACCCAUCACAGUGACGUCAAACACGGAAUCAUAUAUGUCAUCACUGCUCAAGCGUAGUCUGGACGGAGACCUAUUCACCACUGACUUCAACUCAGUCAGUAUACAUGCUCAAGCUAUCAUCCCUACUACAACUCCAGCACCGCCAUCAGGCCAGUGUUCCGCAAUCACUUUACCAGUUUGUGAAAAUGCCACAACAUACCACAACACGAUGUAUCCCAACGCUCUCGGUCAUAUGUCAGAUCACCAGGCUAUGACAGCAUUAUCUACAUACGGGGAACUUUUUACAUUUCCCUGUUACGACUAUUCAAACGACUUUUGGUGUUCAGCGUGGGCCCCCGAAUGUAGCGGAGGUCGUAUCAUACCACCAUGCCGGGACUAUUGUCAAGAUGUCCAGAGGCACUGUGAUGGACACUAUCCCAGCAAUUUUUCCUGGCCCAUCCACUGCAAUUCUUUGCCAGACUCGAAUGACCCAUCCGUCUGUCGGCCCAAUCCUUAUACACCUGGGAAGUGUAUGCAGGUGACAAAUCCGAUGUUAGCCACCUGUGUUCACCUUGGGUUCACGGAGACAGCGUUUCCAAACUACGCCGGCAACAUAGGCCAGACAUCAGCAGCUGACAUGUUAAUGCUGCUGAGUAACAUUGAAUCUGCCACUAUGUGCAACAGACAUGCCUCCUACUUCGCAUGUGCAGCUUUUGUUCCGAAGUGUUCUGGAAGUGACGUUGUUGGUCAACAUACCAUUCCUCCAUGUAGAAGUUUGUGUGAAGGCGUUAAAUCUCGCUGUUCAAUAUUUAUGGAGAUUUUUCACGCGCCCUGGCCGUCUUCAUUGAACUGUUCCGCAUUCCCUGAUGUUAAUGAUACGUCUGUGUGUAUUGGUUACGCCCAGGCAAAUGAACCACCCCUGAUAGAAGAUUGUAAGAAGGGAGAAUUGCGUUGUGACAACAACACAUGUAUCCCACCUUCCUGGAUAUGUGAUGGCUUCAUCGACUGUGCCGACAAGGCAGAUGAGAUGCAUUGCGCUUCCUGUUCCGGUAACCAGUACCAGUGUCGACCAGUAUCUGCUCUCUGUAUAGACAAUGCUGCUGUGUGUGACGGAAUCACAGACUGUUUUGAAGAUGUUGAUGAGGCUGGUUGUGUAAAACUUGGCGAGGGAACGUCUAGCGGUGUUGUUAAAAUCCACAACGUUGCGUCUGGGACAUGGGAGGAAGUGUGCGCGGACGACUGGAACAUCACAUUUAGUCAACUUGUUUGUCAACAACUGGGCUACGAGUACGCCGUGAGCUAUAUAAACAAUGCUCCAAAACCAGGAGGAACAAAGGCCAUCCUCCACAACUCGCCGCACAACUCUAGUGACCUAAACGUUCUCCAGAGUUUUCUAACAAAAGGUGUUGCCUGUCCGAGUAACCAAGUCGUGAAUGUUAGGUGCGGACCUCCUGUGUGUGGUACCAGACCUGCCAACUAUAAAUCUGCUUCGCGGAUUGUGGCUGGGAAAGAAGUGGAUCCAGGCACUUGGCCCUUCAUGGUCUCCUUGCAUGGUGGACCAGCCGAGCGGUUCUUCUGUGGUGGUACGCUUCUAAGUGAGACGUGGGUUCUAACUGCUGGUCAUUGUCUCGGAGGGACAACCUCCCCUGGUGGAAUCACUUUGAAGAUUGGUGCCACGAGACGAGACACAUACUCAGAAUUCCGACAAGUGCGGAAACCAAAAUCACUGCACGUGCAUGAAGGUUAUAACCCACAAACAGUGGACAACGACAUUGCACUCAUAGAACUGGCAACACCGGUGUUUUUUAAUGACUACGUUAGACCGAUCUGUCUGCCACACUGGGAACAUAGGACGCCUGUAGGAACACGUUGUUUCGCCACGGGCUGGGGAAAAGCCAACGAGACGGCUUUGGAGUACCAAAGAGCUAUACAGGAAGUAAAUCUGGAUGUGGUGAAUUGGGAAAGCUGUCGCAAAGCUAUCGCCACGUCGGACAUCUCCACCCCUUACAAGCUAACGCCUAACAUGAUGUGUGCCGGAGGCGGAGUGGGGCAUGAUGCGUGUUCUGGCGACAGUGGUGGGCCUUUGUUGUGUCCAGCCGACCAAAGGCGGACGACAUGGUACGUGGCAGGAGUGGUCUCGUGGGGAGUAGGAUGUGCUGUGCCCAACAUCCCGGGAGUGUACACUGAUGUGCCUCUAUACUUAGAAUGGAUCAGAAACGUCACGCACAAUCAUUUACGUAUAUGA